UCUUAAAAUAACAAUUCUAAUAUAAAUUGCAAUCCUGUAUGUUAUCCAAAGGCGUGAGAACUGUCACUUUUGCUUUGUAAAUUAUUUAUCGUAAAUCAAAUAAUAAGAGCUUUGAAACACAUAAUUUCUAGAUAAACUCGUUUUUAUUGUUUUGUUUAUAAAUUGCACCACUUGUUUAUAACUCAUUAUUUCUAAAUAGUAUGAAGAGGCGGACUGAAAUGAAAUCUCUUUUUUGACAUUGACCGAUUUCUAUAUAGGAGUUAUAUAUUGAAAGCAAGUACCAAUAUUCUUCUGUGUUGUCUACAGCGAAUUAUUAAAACUUGAAUGGCCUCAACAGCACCGUUAUUAGGAAGGUGGGCAUGGUUAUUGUUUGUGUGAAAGCAAGUUUCAUGAAGAUAUUUCACUGUGUACGCAAGGCACAACAGACCUCAUUCCGUUCUGAUUAUAGUAUACGAGCAUACGAAAAAUGUGAGAAAAAUGUCACCCUUACACCAAAACACCCCUGCUAACAGGGCUACUCCAUGGUCAAAAACAAGCUAGCGGUUUUGUUUUUUGUUUCGGUUUUUGUUUACCAGUGGUUACCAGGACGACGAAUCAUUUGAUGUCAUUGACGCUGUCAUUGUCACAACCAGAAAAACUAAACGCGCACAAAAAAUCAGCAGAAAUAACAAGCGCAAAUAUAAUUUCAAAAUAAUAAGAGUAAAAGAAAAUGGAAAUAUCAGAAUUAGUCUCGGCACGUAAAUUUCGCGACUUUAAUACGAAACAAAAGGAGGAAUUAUAUGAAACUUUACUGCAGCUAAUUGUGUCCAUAGAAGAGAUACCCAAGAAGUCUUUACGCCGCACUUUGGAAGUCUCCUUGGCUGUAUUGCAGUAUAAAGGCGAACAGGUAGUAACCUUAAAGUCGCAACUAGAAGAUAAAGAGAGCAGUGAUGAUGAUAGAUAUAACGAACGGUUGGUGGAUGAGAAUGAAAGACUUAAGGUUAUGUUGGCAAGACUCGAUGAUGAAAAAACAGAGCUGAAAGCCAAAGUCAAGCAGCUUACUGAAGAUAUUUUUCAACUUCAAAAACGCUUACAAGAGGCCGCUCAAUCUGCUGCAAGCGAGGUUAGCGACAAGGACUCCUCCGAUCCACUAUCAGAGUUGGACAAACAAGAGGAUCUGCUACGAAAUAUCAAUUCAAAGAAUAAGCACAUAAAACGUUUACUGCGCGAAAUAGAGGCGCUUCAAAAUCAAAAUAUCGCCCAGUCCAAAACUAUCAUCGAAUGUGAAACAGAGUUGCAACAGAACAAAACAAAGCUGCUACAACUUAGCGCUGAUGUAACCCUUGUCGACAGCGAACGGAAGGCGUUAAAAGAAACCGUAAAUGAACUUAAUAUUGAAAUUGCCCGCCUUGAAGGCAAUAUUACUUAUCUCGAGGAAGAACGGGAGAAAAGUGAAAGAGAUUUGAAGACUUUCAUUGAAAAGCUAGAAAUCAAAGCGCAAUCAUGGAAAAAUAUGUUGGAUAUGAAGGAUAAGGAAGUGAAAAAGCUGCGCGCGCGUCUCGAAAUAGUUGGAGAAACGGCAAGCCUGUCGGAGAAUACACCGUGCCCUGAAAAGUAUGCUCUAGGAAAAAAUACCAUUAAUAGCGAUAACGAUGAGGAAACCACCAAGCUUUUACAUGCCCUCGAAUCACGCGAUAAACAUAUCGAGUCUCUUGAGUCCAAGAUUAAAUAUUUGGCCGAAGAAAUGAUGUCUUCCACAAGACUAAUGAACCAACUAUCCGCCGAAAAGGAAGAAGCGCGUAAUCCAAAUAAAAGUCGUGCCUGCUGUAAGACAAUUGAGGAAUCUCUUCAAGCGGCAAAUGAACGUUGUCGCGAACUCUCAGAAAUGUUAGAGCGUAGUGAGGAAGAUAAUGCGCUUAAAUCCAAACAAGCACUGCAAGCAAUUUCAGCACUGGAUGCCUACCAGCGAGGCGAGGAUGGUCUAGUAAAGGCAUUACGUAAGUGCACUGCACUGGAACAGAAGGUGAUCUCACGUGACAAACAAAUACGCGCGCUUAUAAUGGAGCUCAAUUCGAUGCACGAAAUAGCACAUGAAAAUGGCAUAUUGCGCAGACGUUUGAAUAUACCUGAUGACAUGGUGAUAUCGGCGAAAAACUUGGUAGCCAAAGAACGCAACAAAGAUAAAAUGAUAGAAAGGUUGACUUUGAAGCUGCGCGCCUCAGAGGAAAUGCGUCUUCAGCUGAAGUUAGAGAAGAGUGAUUUAAGGAAGGAGUUGUUGGCGUCACAAAAGCAAUCCUCAAAAUCCGCUGAAGCUGAAGAAGAAAGAGCUACAUUGGACAGUCUGCGCAUUCCUAGUGAAGUCGGCGAAGUUACAGAUAGUGUAAAUGCGAACAAUGGCGAAAUCAGUGCACAGGUUAAGUUCUGCACGAACUGUAAAUUGUCACUCGAUGUGAAUAUACCAGAUGAAUCCAGUGCGUUUAUAGCCACCAGUCAACUGAAAUAUCAAGAUGUACUCGAUGAAAAUGACACUCUGCGGGCUGGCAUGUUUGAGAUCCUAGAAAAGCUACGUGAAUAUGAUGCUUCCUCCGAUCACAUCACCAUCGACACGGAAAUGCUCUACCGACUGCUCGAAGCAUUGCGCACUAGUUCGGUGCCAAAUACGCCGAAACGACUGCAGAAUGAAUUACAAGCUUUAAAAGCACGUGAAGAGGCUUUACGUACACUAAUAAAAGAGCAACCACAGCAAACACUGGCUGCGGAAGAAACAGACGAACUCAGUUCUGUGGAAAGCAUGCGUGAAGGUAGCGAAUUACGCAAAGGCUUUGAGGAAGAUUUAACUUUCAAUUUACCUCAACCAUUGGACUCUUCCACGCGUCCGACUACGCCGAACAAGAAUAUUGUACAGAGCGAGCUACCAAUAGUAGAAGUUGGUUCAACGGUGGGCGAUGCCGACUCACGCGAUCUCGAAUUGCAAAAAACCGAAUUGAAAAUCUACCGUCAGGCUUUUGAAGAACUGCAACAGCAAAUGAAAGCAAGUGACAUCGAACAGUCACGACAUUUAGCAGAAUUGAGUAAACAACUUGUCAGUGUACAGCUAGAGCUUAACAAAGAAAAGAGUUCUUAUGCUUUCAUGCGCGAAGAAUAUGACAACACGCUAAACGAUUCCAAACGAAAUGAGUUGCGUUAUAUCGAACAUGUGGCAACAUUACACAAGGAAUUGAGCACCCUCAAGGAUAAAUUGACUUGUCUCGAAGUACAGCACACACAUCUAGUGAAUGCCGGAAACUACAGCAAGGAAGACUACUUACAAGUAGUAGCAGAGAAUACAAACCUUAGGGCACAACUAGCGUUUAUUAUUGAACAGCUUUUGGCGGGCAAAUUGAACGAUGAGCUUCGCGUUCCGGACAUAUGUGCAGAUUACGGUAUCAUAGAUGAAAGUCUACAGUUGGACCAUUUAACCGUUGAGGAAUAUCAAGGGUUACAAACGGCACUAAACGAGGCACAGCAGCAACGAGAAGAAUCACUGAAAAAAUCAGCACAACUAGAGAGAUUACUGGAGAUUGCACAAUGCCAGAUACAAUCACAACAAAAGCUUUUGAACGAGAUCACAGAUAACCACGUUAACUUGCGACAUCUAGUCGCCGAUCUGCAGAGCAAUACGGAAGAAAAGCUACUGUUGGCGAAAAUGCAACGGGAACUUGACAAUGGUAAACAGGAGCUGUCGAAUUUGCACUUUGACUUUGACCAACUGAAGCAAAGAUGCGCCCUCUUAGAGCGUGAUGUAAUCGCAAAGGAACAAAAGUCAGUCGAACUAUCCGAACGUUUUCAAAAGGAAUGUCAUGCCAAGGAAGUAAAAAUUAGGUUUCUACAAAAGUCACUUUUUACCUUGCGGGAGAAAUAUGCUAAAUUUACACCUCUCAUCUUCCUGACAAACUAUAUUUUUGCAUAUACCAAAUUUGUGAAGAUGUCUCUUCGAAAAAGUGAAAACACUAAAGAGGACGAGUUCAUAGAGUUUGUUAAAGAUUCAGUUAUCACUAAAUUAAAACCCGAUAAUGGAGUCGUGGAUGAGUCACAUAAUUUAAUUAAGAUCAUAAAGGCAGAAACACAAUGCAAGAUACUAGAAGGAAACUUACAUGAUCUGCAAAAGCGUUAUGAUUCCCUGCAUGAAGAGCUGUUGGAGCAACGAAUAAGUUCCGCGAAAGAAACGGAACACUGGCAAACAAUUUCAGCGCUUUUUCAGAUAAAUGAAACGGACAACAGCACAAUAACUCCAGCUGAUGAGAAAGUUAAAGAAAAGGAUACUUUAAUUCCGACACAGAAUAAUGUAGCCACCAAUACCGAAACCCCGGUACCAGCUGAACGAAAGUUAUCGACAAGCACAACACCAAAUACAGUCAGGAGGAAAUCAACUGCGGAAAUAUUAGAUAAAAAUCUCUCGCCCAUCGGCUCGCCUGUACGACGUAUAGAGAAGACAGAUGCCACAACGCAAACAAGUGUGGUAAAAGAAACAACAAGCUCGGGUGAAGUCAAGAAGGAAGACCAUGAAAUGUCGGAUAAAUUGAUGUCCAGAGACAGUGAAGCCACUAACUUGGAGCCUAGUUGCAAGGAGCCAAUACAUCAAGAGAUCUCUACAGAGCAAGAAGAGCAAACAGCGAAGCCUGCUGUUGCUGUGUUGAGUAAAGAAACUAUAGACGCCAUAGUACAAACACCCUGCAAUGAGAUGGAAUGCCAAAGUGUGCAAACCGAAACUUCAAUGACGACGAAGCCGCAAGAUGAAAACUCGGCCAAAGUACUUGAACAGCGUAUUAUGGAAAUGAAAGAGCAAAUGCAAAAACGAGAUAUUGAUCUGAAGGAGUGCAAGAAUGCACUUUUGACAUCUAAUAAACGCAUUGAAGAACUCCAAGGUGAGCUGCAUAUAUGUAAGUCUUCGAAGCAGCAAGGAAGCGAAACUAUAGCAACUGCUGAAACGGCAUCGAAGAGCGAUAUCAUUGAAAAAACAAUACUCUCAUUCCAAACAUUACUUAGUGAAAAAGAUAAAUCCAUAAGCAAAUAUCAAGAUCUCUUACAAACCGAACGCGAGCAAGUUCAAAUUACCACUACGAAGCUCAACAAUGACAUAGAGGAUCUAAAGAACACAAUUACGAAUUUAAACUUUAACAUCAAAACGAAAGAUAUUGAAAUACUCGAAUUAAAGACUAAACUGGAGGUUACGAGUAUACGAAGAAAUUCUGCAGAAAAGCUUGAUCUUGCUACAGGCGCAGUUGGCGGUGGUGGUGAAGAUAGCGGUGAUAAUAGUUUAAAUGAGCUGACUGAUGAGAAAAUCGAAGAAAUGUUCCAACAAGAGCCUGCUGGAGUAACAGAUGGUACGCCCAAAAGACGAGAGCCUGAAUCCUCAAAGGAAGAGAAUAACGAGCAGUUAGAGAAGCAGGACACAGAGUCAUUAAAAGAGACAACAACAUUGCUUAAGCAAAUCAAAGAGUUGAAGGAGAAAGCCAGCUAUUGGGAAAAAGCAUUAUCAGUUAAGGACGAAGAACUAACAUUACUGAAAGAGAAGGUUAGUCUUUAUGAGGAGCGUGAAAAAGCAUUGGAGUGUUCUGUGAAUCCGGAACUUGAGCAAAUGAGAACGCUGCUGGAGGAGAAGGAGAAGCACAUCAAUGACCUGACGGAGACGCUUAAUAAUUUCCAUGAUGACCAACAACGCUUUAUUAAAGAUUCUUCCAGCUAUUCGGCGGACCAGAUAGCCAAACUACAUGCCGAUCUUACACGCACUGAAGCAACAAACAAAAUUUACCACACACAAGUCGAAGCACUACGACGACAAAUCACCAACUUGACACAGAGAGAGAAGCAAGCACGGGAGCAGAAUCAGUCACUUCGCAAUCAACUCAUAAAACGACCUGUGGUAUCCAUUAAAACCGAACUGAACGCGCGGGUUAAAACGGAAAACCUGCAAAAGAGAAUACAGACACUCGAACUGGACCUGGAGGAUGCACGCACACAAAUACAACGGCAGCAGAUCGCACUCGAAGCCAAACGCGCGAAAUGUGCUUCCGAAGUGGGUUUGUGGGAGAAACAGAAACGCUGGCAACAGAAUGCCGAGAAAUUCAAAGCUAAAUACGAGGAGACAGAAGGCACUUUGGAGAAGACGCGUGCACUUUUGCAGUCAGCACGCAACAUGAUCGCUCGCUUGGAGAAGGAGAAGCAAGCACACGAGCUAAGACACGGCCGAACAAACCAAAAUGCGGGAAUGCAAGCCAUGAAAUGCUGUCGCACACCGUCUUGCCCGAAUCUGCAACCCGGAGGCUGCAAGUACACACCGUCAGAAAGUCCGGAAACAUAUACUGGCGCAAGCAGCGAAUGCAGUUCCCCAAUCCACAGCGCGAUUAACCGUCAUAAGCAUAUCGAAACACAUUUCUACGCGGCGACAGCACGAUUAGUCGACUCUGCGACAGAUAAAAAUCAACCGCAUGCGGAGUUGAUUGAGGCGCUUAAAGCGCGGCUCGAACUGCAGCAGCGUAAAAUUCUUGCCAUGGAGCUGGAGGGCAAGGGCAACAACGCGCUCACGAUCGAAAUGGAGAAGUUACAGGAGAAAUUGUCAGAGAUUGAAGCGCAGAAUAUACGUUUGGAGGCCAAAAAUCUGCAGCUGCAACUUGACAAUGAUCUGCUACGACAGGGCGAUGGAACAGAGCGUUUACAAAAGCGCAUCAAAUAUCUGGAGGAUUACAUAAUUGCUCUAAAAGAGGAAAUGGCGCAAUCUGAGGCACGCCGUGAAUUAUGUAAAUGUUCGGGUAUCAAAGUGAACACGCAGCUGGGUCAGUCAGCAGAGCAAACCAUACUUUCAUUACGCGGUAUUGUGGAGAAGCUGCGCUCAGAAAAUAAAUACCUCAAAGACGGGCGACGAUCGUGUGAAUCUCGAAGUGUACAUGAAUCAUCGAAUGCGGAUUUAUGUAGGUUACAAAAAUUGUACUCGGAAUCGCUGGAUAAGGUGGCUGCUUUGCAGGACGAGUUAAAUAAGAAGGCGAAAUGCAAAAUUUGCAGCAAGAAUAUCCCACACCCUAAUGACGAGCUGGCUUUCAUUAAGGAACAACUUAGUAAAAAAACACAACUUUUGCAAAAAGCGAAAGUUCUACUUACACGUGCGGCAGCCAAGGAGAAGGUACUAAAGGAGCAACUGUUACUGUGGAAGCGUAAAUGCUCUGAACUGCAAAAUGUACCCGUUAUAGAUGAGAUAAGUGAAUAAUUACACAGUUCCGCUUCAGUAUGAUUUUAAGUUAUUAGUUUAGUUCAUUGAUGUUAAAUUCAUUGGAGUUCAUAAUUUCGACAUUAACGAUAAUAUAAAUCAUGUAUUUACUGAUUUAAAACCAGUUGCUCAUUUCAUUUCCACUUCAUUGGGAUGAUAUUUUAAUAUUAAUGUUAAUGUGGUUGGCAUAUUGACAUCACUGACCAUAAUGCUCGCUCCAUCAUAAAGCCCCAACUCAGCCAGAGACAUCGUGAGAUUUGCACGUGUUUGUAGCUCUAUACUCUUAACUGCUGAUAUAUACAGUGUUUUAUUUUUACCAUCUAUGAUGGUAGUUAAGCCUGUGCAAUAGAAACCAUUCGUUAUUGUCUCCAUUUUAAAGAUGCUUUGUUGAAUGCUUACCUGGACUCUUCAAUUGAAAGCGCUGACUUUCACAAAGUAUUUUAAUUAAAUCAUCAAGUGUGGUUGUGUUCGGGUCAUCGACAUUCAAAUCUUGCGGUGUAUUGCUGCAAGCCAAGCAAGUAUCACUUUUUUCCGGUGGGUAA
This is a messenger RNA of Zeugodacus cucurbitae (melon fly), 7761 nucleotides long. It is a transcript of the gene Cep290, whose product is annotated as centrosomal protein cep290. The coding region runs from base 710 to 7219 and encodes 2169 amino acids. Lineage: Eukaryota; Metazoa; Arthropoda; Insecta; Diptera; Tephritidae. The transcript has 20 exons. The record is from RefSeq and is a predicted model, not a curated record.